Lytechinus pictus (painted urchin) is the source of this 3188-nucleotide messenger RNA. Its product is annotated as cohesin subunit SA-1-like. The coding region runs from base 66 to 3125 and encodes 1019 amino acids. Gene Ontology annotation, molecular function: chromatin binding. Gene Ontology annotation, cellular component: cohesin complex; chromatin; nucleus. The record is from RefSeq and is a predicted model, not a curated record. Gene Ontology annotation, biological process: sister chromatid cohesion. NCBI's taxonomy places the organism in Eukaryota, Metazoa, Echinodermata, Echinoidea, Temnopleuroida, Toxopneustidae. The transcript has 21 exons.
UACUGUACGACGCUACCGCAAGAUUGGACUGUAAGCUGAUAUUUGAAUUCCAUUUUCUGAUCACCAUGCCUGCCACAAGAGGCAUUGGAGAUAGGUCUCCAGCUCAAGAAUCUGACUUCACAAAUGCAGAAAGUAUACACUCAGAUGAAGGCGCGCUGCAUGGACGACGAGGAAAGAAAGGGAAAGCUAGAGCAAGAGAUGAUGAAUCAGAGGCUAGUGCAGAACCUGUUACAAUGUUUGAGAUCGUUAGACAUGGAAAGAGCGCCCUUCAGACUGUUGUUGAUGACUGGAUCGAGUCUUAUAAAAUCAACAGGGAGGAGGCUCUCUUGGAUCUCAUUAAUUUCUUCAUCCAUAGCUCAGGAUGUAAGGGAACUGUUACUGCGGAGAUGAUGACAACCAUGGAACACAGUGACAUCAUUAGAAGGAUGACCGAAGAGUUUGAUGAGGAAACCGGCGACUACCCGCUCAUCAUAUCUGGCCAGUUCUACAAGAAGUUCCGGAGCAGUUUCUGCGACUUUGUGAGCGUCCUAGUGAGACAGUGUCAGUACAGUAUCCUAUACGAUCAGUACAUGGCUGAUAAUAUCAUCUCCCUUUUGACAGGGCUUAGUGACUCCCAGGUCAGGGCCUUCAGACAUACUAGUACCCUCGCCGCAAUGAAACUGAUGACAGCCCUUGUGAAUGUUGCCCUCAACCUGAGCGUGAGUCUGGAUAACACCCAGCGACAACACGACGCAGAACGUGCCAAGCAGUCGUCAAAACGAGCGAGUGAGAAGAUCGAGCUACUCAUGGCCAAGCGACAGGAGAUCAUGGAAAAUACUGAAGAGAUUCAACAGAUGAUGAAUAACAUCUUCAAAGGCAUCUUUGUACACAGAUACAGGGACACUCAGCCUGAGAUCAGAGGAAUCUGUAUGGGCGAGAUUGGUGUUUGGAUGAAGAAUUACAGUGAGAUGUUUCUCAGUGAUAGCUAUCUCAAGUAUGUUGGAUGGACACUCCAUGACAAGGUUGGCGAUGUCCGCAACAAGUGUCUUGUUGCCCUGUAUUCUCUGUAUGGAAAUAUUGAGCUUGUCCCCAAGCUGGAGCUGUUCACCAAUCGCUUCAAGGAUCGGGUGGUUAGUAUGACGCUGGACAAAGAGACAGACGUAGCGGUCAACGCUAUCAAGGUGGUCACUCUUAUCUUGAAAUACAACGAGGACAUCUUGAGCGCCGAGGAUUGCGAGAAUGUCUAUCAGCUGGUCUACUCCUCCAGCAGAGCCGUGGCGCAGGCUGCCGGGGAGUUCCUCAAUGAACGUCUUUUCAAACGGGAAGACCAGGAGAGUGGAAAGGUCAAACGAACUAAGAGGAGGAAUAUAAAUGCACCCCUGAUCAAAGAUCUUGUGCAGUUCUUCAUCGAGAGCGAGCUUCAUGAACAUGCAGCAUACCUUGUAGACUCUCUAUGGGAUAUCAAUGAAAUGAUUCGAGAUUGGGACUGCAUGACAGAACUACUACUUGAAGAUCCUGGUAGAGGGGAAGAAGCUCUUGAUGAGAGGCAGGAGACUGCUUUGAUAGAGAUCAUGGUAUCGGCCGUCAGACAAUCAGCUCAAGGUCAUCCACCCAUCGGGAGAGGAUCAGCUAAAAAGACUCUAUUGACGAGCAAAGAGAAGAAAGUUGUUCAGGAGGACAAGAUGAAACUGACCGAGCAUUUCAUCACCAAGCUACCAGAAUUACUUGCCAAGUUCAACACAGAUUGGGACAAGGUUGCCAAUUUGCUUGAGAUCCCUCAGCAUUUUGAAGUAGAGAUCUACACGACGAGCCGUCUGGACAAGCAUCUUGAUUCCCUUCUGCUUCAGAUGAGAGACAUUGUAGAGAAACACACAGAAUCAGAGGUUCUUGAUGCGUGUGCAAAGACCUACGAGACGCUGUUAGGUGAGCAGUACAGCACAACACCAAGGGUCCAGGUUGCCCAGAGUACACUCUUAGAUAACCUUGCAGAAAGACUCAAAAGAAGCAUCGAUGUUUAUCUUAUGACUCAGAAUCCAACCGAGGAUGACCUCUAUAACAUUUCAUCAAGUAUCAGAAGAAUUGCUUCCUUCUACAGCUGCCAUGACCUGAACCGAUGGGAGCUCUACGACUCUAUAUUCAGUCUGGUGAAGCGAUGUUCUGAGAGAGGAGCCGCCCCGGAUCAGAUCUUCACCUUGGCUAUAUCCUGCUGCCAUUACGCUAUCAUGUGGACCAUGACCAAGCUUGAUAAUCAGAACCCGGAAAUGAGCGAGAUGAAAAGGAUUCGCCGCCAUUGCAGUGAGCUGAUAAAGACAUGCUCCGCCCUCUUGAUCGACGGCAGCGAACAGAUCCGAGAGGAGGCAUUCAUCACAAUCUGUGACCUCAUGGUGGUGUUCAGCAGGCAGUUGGCCGCGCAGCCCGCCCUCGCUCCACUCGUCUACGAAGCAAACCUCACUCUCCAGACACUACUCUCAGACUUUGUGCAGGAGCAUGUGUUCGUGGAAGAAGAUGACGAUGAUGAAGAAGAAGAUGGCGAUGACUCUCAUAAGAUAGAGGUUCUACAUAAGAGACGUAACCUCCUUGCUUCAUUCUGUAAACUCAUUGUUUUCAGCAUCAUUGAGAUGAGGAAUGCAUCAGGAAUCUUCAAACAUUACAUGAAGUUUUACAAUGACUAUGGUGAUAUCAUCAAGAUGACUCUAGCCAAGUCAAGGGAAAACAACAAGAUCAGCUGUGCCAGAACACUUGGUCUUAGUCUUACACAGCUAUUCAAAGACAUGAAAGGUGACAUGGGAUAUGACGAAGCCAAGACACAGAGUCAACUCAAUGCUAUCAAGGAACUUGCAAGAAGAUUUUCUUUGACGUUUGGUCUGGAUCAGAUCAAGACUAGAGAUGCUGUCGCUGCUUUACACAAGUAUGUAUCCAAGGGAGUUUUUCUUUCCAGAACUAAAAGCUCAAGAAAAUUCAGGGCAUUGUAUAAUUUUGUCUAUAAAGUCAAAGGAAACAAGUUUAUAUGUAUGUUUUCAAUGAUUAUUAUUGUAAUUAUGUCAUUUAACCAUCAUAAAACCUUUUUACUCCUUCAAGAAUGCAACACAGAUCAUCAUGAAUCUCAAUCCGUGGUGAUCUUGGGUGCCAAACUGAUAUUCUCCUAGCAUUGCCAGAGUGAAUAUGGACAAACUGGAUAUUUGCACAGGGAUAAGUGUGUUGUCUAUAAG